AUGUCUUCGUCUGAUAUAUUUGAUGUUUUGAACAUUCAAAAUCACCGGGCUGGUAGCCCUGGGUCCUCAGGUCACACACCCGUUCCAAGCCGAACACCAAAGCUUCAAGUAAGUGGAAUGCAGCGGGAACUGUACAAUCUUCUGGGGGACAAUACGCCACCUGUUGCAGUUCAAAAGAGCAACAAAUUCAAGGAUAAAAUGCGGACCAUGGCCAAGCCUUCCCCGUGGAGUUUUGCGGAAUUCGAGCCUCGACAAUCAGUCAAGCUGAGACAUUGGGUGAAGGGCUCAAAGGAAUUAGUCGAGCAGCAACCGCAGGUGAAUGCGUUUGAGAAAUACAAUACGAAACUUACCAUUCCAGAAUUCACGGAAGAAGAGUACAACUCGUUCAUGAAGGACAAAACAGGAAAAGACGACGACUCUAAAAAAUGGAGUUUUCGAGACGUACGGCAGCUUUUCGAUUUGUGCAGGAAAUAUGACAUGCGAUGGUUUAUUAUACAGGACAGAUUCGAAGUCGAAGAACAGCGAUCUUUGGAAGAUAUGAAAGAGAUCUUUUACUUAGUCUGCCAUCAGUAUUUUAUGGCCCAAACCCCUGACAACCCGUUGGUUGGCUCGCUAAAAUUCUCUAAGGAGAAGGAAGUCGAGCGCAAGAAAUACCUUCAGAGACUACUUUCCAGGUCUGCUGCCGAAAUUGCAGAGGAGGAAGCUUUAAUUGUCGAAUCUAAGAAGUUUGAAAUGGCAGCAAGAAAGACGUCUAGCGAAAGAGAGAGUUUGUUGCGGCUUCUGGACUCUCCAAACUCGGAUAAGCCCAUUGCUCAAUUUUUGACAUCACAGGGCAUGACGCAGCUGUACAAUAGCUUACUGUCAGACAAAACCAAGAAACGUAAAUAUGAGCAAACAGUUCCGGAAAAUCCAUGGAUGAAGCAACAACAACAAUUUGCUCAACAGAAACAACAAAUGCAGCAACUUCAGGAACAAAAGGUCAUCACUAACAACAAAAACAUAAAUAACCAGACUCAGGUGAAAAAGACGAAAAAGCAGAAGCAGGAACUGCAGAUAGCCGUAAAGAGGAAGGCUGAUAGCGAAUACGCAGAACAACUCUUACAAAACUUUACGGCAGAAGAAAGAAGAUCCCUAGGCGUACAAACACAUGGGGAAAAGUUGCCUUCCGGAGCGUAUCUAAGGUCCACUCGGAUAUCGACUUUCAAGGCCGCGACUCAAACCAAAAUUGCGACUACUUUACAAGAGUUGGGACUUCCUAGCAGACCAGCGAUGCCAACUUCUGAAGUGAUUCAGCAUCAUGAGCUUCUUCUCGGGCGCAUUAGCAGUAUGCUCGAUUUAAAAAAGCAGGUCGAUAAGCUGGAGGCAGAGAAGGACAUAAAGAAGUGA
Molecule: messenger RNA, 1386 nt
Organism: Lachancea meyersii CBS 8951
Lineage: Eukaryota; Fungi; Ascomycota; Saccharomycetes; Saccharomycetales; Saccharomycetaceae
Source: the annotation of a GenBank genome assembly